This is a messenger RNA of Anarrhichthys ocellatus (wolf-eel), 5219 nucleotides long. RefSeq names its product kelch-like family member 36 (gene klhl36). Gene Ontology annotation, molecular function: cullin family protein binding. Bases 1199 to 3064 code for a protein of 621 amino acids. NCBI's taxonomy places the organism in Eukaryota, Metazoa, Chordata, Actinopteri, Perciformes, Anarhichadidae. The record is from RefSeq and is a predicted model, not a curated record. The transcript has 9 exons.
AACUGUGCAGUGUGUGGCCGCUAGUACUGAAUACAGAUCAGCUAGAUCGGAUCAGCUAUAUAGUACGGGACCAUAAUUGCUGACUGUAUGCCGUUUGAGCCAAAUAUUGUUACAAGCCUAAGCCGUUUGAAUUAUGGCGUCGAUUCCAGUUUGAAACAAUUCGCGAAGGAUUGAGUUGCGGGGCAAACCCCCUCCGGUGUGCCGUUCUAGCGCGUAUUCGGAGUGAGCGGGUGGAACUGCUUUAAAAUAUCGAGCAAUUUAAAGUUACCUUGGUUAAAUGCAAACGUUCACACGACAAAAAAAACAGCGCAUUGCAUUUUCUAUGUCUUUAUGAAUCUAUCGUCCAUUCGGCGCGUGUUUGGUUAGCCAGACUGUGCUUAUUCAACAUAGAAUGUGAAGUUAUAUUUAAAAAAAGAUCCGCGUCUUAUUUCAGCACCCUUCGCCACCGAAAAGAAGGCGCAGUGGGCGGUAACAGGCUGUGGGAAUUAAAAUUCUAACGGAGAUUAGAUUUUUUUUAAACGGAUUAAUUAUUGUAUUGAAUGUCUGCCGAAGUAACUAAUAGCUAGUGAGUUUUCAUUAUUCAUACGAGGUCGACGGUUACAUGUAUGAUUUUUUUUUUCAAGCAAGGAAAUUUAGAAUAGUCCCAUUAUUUAACGGAGUAUGGAGAAGUAUCCAUGUCCGCGCACUCACCAAAUGGUGUCCGAGUUAUCGUCUCUGACUUGGUUGUAAGCCUCUCUGCAAGCCUCUUUAUCGAUUUGGGUUGCCAUUUUUCGUAUAACGUUAGAUAGGAGUCAAAACAGUCGAGGUCGCCGUUGUAUCAGUCCAAACCAGGGAGAGCUAGCUAGCACAGUAUUAAAAAGCAGCUAACUUAUACAGUUGAUGCUAUACAUUAGAGUACUAUAACUGAUAACGGUAUAUGAUAGGCUUCACUCCAAAAUCACGACCACCGCACUGGAACGACUGAGCCGGUAGGAUGUAGCGGAGAGAGACGGCUCUUCUUCUAGCAGCGAGGUUUAUUUCCUGUAUAUCGCUACUUUAUGGGCGUUGGUGAUGCUAGUCGAUCAGGUUGCCAGCAGAGUAGUCCCUCAAACGCUGGAUUCACCUUCUCCCUGUGAAUGGUCAAUGGUAUGAGGGCCUCUGUCAAGGCCCACACAGCGUACGACUACAUUUUCCGAUGAUGCCUGCUUGAGGGAACAUAAUGGACAAUGGCAAACCGAUACGUGUGUUUCGGCCCCAGCGGAUCAGUGAAUCGUCCAAGAUGUUCCACUGGGUGGACCAAGCUGUAGAGGUGUUGCGGGGCCUCGACGAGCAGCGGCAGCACGGCCAGUUCUGCGACGUGGUGCUGGUGGCGGACAACCAGCGGGUUCCCGCUCACCGAGCCCUGUUGGCCGUCUCCAGCCCGUACUUCCACGCCAUGUUCACCCUGGGCAUGAGGGAGCAACGCCAGGAGGAGGUUGAGCUGGUCGGGGUGUCCUACAUCGGUCUGAAUGCUGUUGUUGACUUCCUGUACAGCGGAGAGCUGCCAUUGGAUGGAGGAAAUAUUGACCAUGUGCUGGAAGCUGCCCACCUUCUGCAGGUGUGGCGAGCGGUGGAUUUCUGCUGCCAGUACCUGGAGAGGGAGGUGAGCGAGGACAACUACCUGUACCUGCAGGAGCUGGCCCAGCUCUACAGCCUGGAGCGACUCGACACCUUCAUCGACCGCUUUGUCCUUGCGCGCUUCGCCACGCUCUCCCUCACUCCAGACUUCCUUCGCAGCACCCCGCCACACAAACUCGCGUCCUACCUCUCUAGUGGCCAGGUCCAGUAUGACAGUGAGCAGGAGCUUUUCCAGGCCGCCCUGCGGUGGCUAGGCGAGGCCCCCGAGCGGACGGCCCACGCCACGCAGCUCCUCUCCAACAUCCGCUUCCCCCUGAUGCCGGCGGGGGAGCUGGCGGACCGGGUGCUGCCAGCGCUGCGGGCCCUUCCGACGAAGGAGGCCGGCUGCAAGGCCCUGGUGGAGGAAGCCCUGGGGUACCACGCCAGGCCCAGCGCCCAGCCGCUCCUGCAAACAGGACGCACCACGCUGAGGGGGGGAGCAGAGCGGCUGCUGCUGAUCGGAGGAGAGGUGUCAGAACGUGGCGAGGAGCUGAGCGCCAAUGUUUGCCGGCUGGAUGGUGAAACAGGGAUCUGGGAGGUGGAAACCGAGCUGCCGGCCAAGCGGAGCCACCACUGCCUGGCAGUGCUGGGGGGCUUCAUCUUCGCCGCCGGGGGAAGCUUGUCCAGGGACAACGGCGGAGAUGCCGCCUGCAACCUGCUGUACAGAUAUGACCCCCGCCACAACCAGUGGGCCAGGGGCGCCCCGAUGAAUGAGCGGCGAGUGGAUUUUCACCUGGGGGCAGUGGGAGACUGCCUGAUCGCCGUGGGUGGGAGGAACGACACCGGAGCGUUGUCCUCUGUGGAAGUUUACUGUCCCGCUGAGGAUUGCUGGUCCUACGUGGCAGGACUGCCCAGGUCCACUUACGGCCACGCUGGGACAGUCCACCGCGGUGUAGUCUACAUCUCAGGUGGUCACGACUACCAGAUCGGCCCAUACCGCCGCGACGUGCUGAGCUUCGAUCCAUCACAGGAAAGCGAGGUGUGGGUGAAGCGCCGGGCCAUGUCCCUAGCGAGGGGCUGGCACUGCAUGGCCUCCCCCAACCACCUCAUCUACGCCAUCGGGGGCAGCGACGACCACGAGGACACCACGGAGCGCUUCGACAUCCUUCAGGUGGAGUCUUACGACCCAUGCAGCGGCCAGUGGACGCGAGUGGCGCCGCUGCUGCUGCCCAACAGCGAGGCGGGGCUUGCGGUGUGGGUGGGGAGGAUCUACGUGCUCGGCGGCUACAGCUGGGAGAGCAUGGUGUUCUCCAGGGCCACUCAGGUGUACGACCCUGACGAGGGCUCAUGGUCCAGAGGACCCGAUCUGCCGAAAUGUAUCGCAGGGGCCUCGGCAUGCGUUUGCACAGUGAAGCCCUCACCAUCAUCACCCUCUUCGGAGAUGAAGAAGAUAGGACAAAGGAUGAAAGGAAGAUUACACCCCACAUAGCAGCAGUAAUGAAGGACUUUCUCUUUGUCCAAAAAUAUUUCUGAUAAAUAUUUUUAAUAGAAGAAACAUAUUUUGUUAUGUCCCUUAAAUGGGUAUCAGCAUCACAAAGGCAGAGCGGUGGCAAUAACGGUCACCACUGAAUUAACUAGAGGGUCUUUUGGUUAAGAACAUCUGAUUAGUAAGGGGGAUGGGAGAGAAAAGAAGAAUUCACUCUGCUUUCAUUUAUAAAUCUCCUGCAAGACAUAAUGUUGAGUUACACACUGCAUGCCUGAGUAUUAACACUGUAUAGACAGAUAUAUGGGCUAGGUGAAAGUGUCACAAUUAGCAUAUGAAUUCUAGAGUUAUGGCCAAAAACGUGUUGCUUGAGGUCAAAGGAACCUUUGACCACCACAUUUUAAUUAGUUUAACCUUCUGUGCUAGUGGACGUUUGUGUCAAAUAUGAAGAAAUGCCCUCCAGGCGUUCCUGAGGUAUCACAUUCACGAAAAAAUGGGACGGACGGACAUUCUGGCCACGGCUGAAGCGGUGUGGAGGCAUAAAAAUCCCAAGAGUCCCUCAUAAUCAUCAUUCUGGCUCCAAGGCUAAUCGGCUUUGCCGGACUAACAGUGAUGGAAUUGACAAAGAUACAUUGUUACCACUUCCUCUGGAGUACAGAAAUAUAUUCAUUUGAAUUAUCAUUUAUCCCUAAUUUAAACGUGAUCUCACAGAAAUACGAAACGCAAGAUUACAUUUCAGCAAAAAACAUCACAAAUGUAACUUCACCAUUACUCAACAUCUCAGGGUUAAAAGACCUGUGUUGUUGACCCAUCCACCUCAACCACUCACCGAUCAUACUACAUCACUACCUCUGACCGUUGCGUAGUCACGUAGAUUUAAUUUGCGUGUCCACCACAAAAAAAGGAUCCUGAUUGACUUUCCAUUGGCAUUGUUCCGUGGUGACACAGUGUGCCACCACCAUGUGAUGCGCUGUUAAUGGGUCAUGUCAUGUGUUUCUGUGUAUAUGAAGAGAUUUAAAGUGUAUGUACUCUGUUGGACACCAAAGCGCAAAUACAUUCAAUUAAAUGUUCCAUCCAGCAAAACUACCUUAAUUCACAUAGUAGAGUGUAUGUAAAAAAAAAGAUAAUGUAUUGUAUAUUGUAACAAAAAAAGUUUUUUUCAGAAUUAUUUGCUGGACUGUGCAUUUUUGUUGAAUUGUCUUUAAUUAAAAUGCAGAUGUUAACACAAACAUAGUUUUUCGUUCAUGACACGAAAACAUUAGAAAAUUAGGCACCCCACCUUAAGGAGCUGAUGGACGAACUGAUAUUUGUUAAGUCGCAUUCAUUGAGAUUUGAAAGAUUUGUCUUCACAUUCUAUCUUGAGUAUUAUGCAAACAAGGCACUGAUGAAUCACAGCAUGUAGUACUGAUACUGUGGGUAGACUGCAUGUAGCUGGUCUUGAGUCUCGUUGGUUGUCAUGGUAUUAGUAGAUCCAGUGUGCCUUGUCUCUCCUGACAGCCUCACACGAACGGGUAGUACGGAUGAGACUUGACUCUGAGAAGCAGAACAGUCAUCACUGUGAGAACAGUAGCACUUUGCAGAACCUUUUUGCUGUGUGUCCACUUACCCUUCAAGCAUGCAGGCCCUCCACCCUCGGUCCAGUCCUCUUAGUGCUCUCAUGUCUUCUUCAGUCAGACUGAAGUCAAAGAUCUGCACAAACAUCAAAACUAAUUUGGACAAAUGUGUUUUUACAGACAACUAUACCGAUGCUCAUCUUUUUUUGUUUUAAGUCCUAGACAAUUUUUAUUUUUUAUUUUGCAGUGCAGUGUAUAUACCAGCCGUUCUAAGGGGAAAUACACCAUGUUGUGUCGAAUGAUGAUGGCAGUAUGCAUCCUGAGAAGAGGGACUUUUUAGUAUUAUAACAUUUUGUAGGGGUUUGUUUAGCCACGCUAGCAGCAUGGUUUACACGAUCGCGGAAGGACUGGGUGCGCUAGCUAGCUAUGCUAAUUCUUGUCUCAUUUAGUGGUCUGAUAAACGGUGCGGUGUGGUCUGUAAAUCCAAGUACCAUACAAACAUAAAGACAAAAAGCCAAGAUGAGAUGUAUUCAUACUUUAUGAAACUGGUCAACAAGUCUUCUUCAAUACAGCAUGAUGUUCAUUUAGUAAAUGAUGGUCCAUUUAGA